This is a messenger RNA of Benincasa hispida (wax gourd), 2057 nucleotides long. RefSeq names its product putative glucose-6-phosphate 1-epimerase. Gene Ontology annotation, biological process: carbohydrate metabolic process. Gene Ontology annotation, cellular component: cytoplasm. The record is from RefSeq and is a predicted model, not a curated record. NCBI's taxonomy places the organism in Eukaryota, Viridiplantae, Streptophyta, Magnoliopsida, Cucurbitales, Cucurbitaceae. Gene Ontology annotation, molecular function: glucose-6-phosphate 1-epimerase activity; carbohydrate binding.
UUCCAUGUCCUAGAUCUCUGCAAGUGAUUAAAAAAUUCCAGUUUUUCUUUUUCCACCAUUUUUCAUGUACAUUUGAUUUGAUUGCAUCAACAUUCUAUGUUCUUGAUGGGUUGUGUCAAUUUCUGGGUUUUAGGAACUGAAUUUCAUUUGGGGUUGUUUCAAAUUUCUGUCAUUCGAAAAAUUUCUUGCUGGAAUGGAAUUUGAAUACAUUUUUCUUUUGGGGAUUUUGGUCUCUGUAUUGUUCCUCGGAAAAGGGAAAUGGUUAUCUGGGUUGUCUGUAUCUCUUGUCCCUUUUCGAAGGCCUUUCAAUGGUAGUUCAUUUUUCUUCUUUAAAUGGGGGAUUUGGCGAAUAUUCAGAAAAAAAAGUUUCUAAAUAGACCACAAUAAAUGCAAAUAAAAUCUACCCUUUUUUCCUCUUCCUUAGUUUGACGGCCUUUCUUAAAAAUAUUUAUAUUUGCAUUUACAUAUAUAAAGGAUUUGAAACGGUCGUGAUUAUUCGAUUUUGAACUUUCUGUUUUCCAUAACGCGUUACGCCAAAUUUCCGCCUUCUGGGUUGCUUCAUUUGCGUCUUUUUUCUGUUGGGUUUGGUUUUUCUUUUCCAGUUUUGUAGAUCUAAGCCAUUAACCGACGAACCCAAUUCGUAUCUUCUUCAGAUUUUCAACCGUUACGGCUCGACAAAUCGAGUGGGGUUGUCUUAAAAUUUCUCCUGAUUUUGAAAUUUGAGAAGAAUUUUGGGGGUUUGAAGUGAAAGAAGAGUAAAGGAGAGGAAGUUAUGGGGCAUUCGGCGCCGGUUUGGGAUUGCAGAGCGGCGACUGAGAUUACACAGGAUUGGAAUGGUAUUGAUCAGGUUGUGCUUAGAAAUCCCAAAGGGGCAUCAGCUAGGAUUAGCUUACACGGAGGACAAGUUUGUUCUUGGAGAAAUGAUCAAGGGGAAGAACUUCUCUUCACAAGUAGUAAGGCAAUCUUUAAGGCACCAAAAGCUAUGAGGGGAGGAAUUCCCAUAUGUUUCCCACAGUUUGGAAGCUGUGGAUCACUAGAGCAGCAUGGUUUUGUGAAGAACAAGAUCUGGACAAUUGAUGAAAAUCCACCGCCCAUGUGCUCGGAUGAUAUCGAGGGGGGCUCCUUUGUUGAUUUACUAUAUAGAUCUUCAGAGGAGGAUUUGAAAUUUUGGCCACACAGUUUUGAGCUCCGCCUUCGGGUGUCUCUACUACCGGAUGGAGACCUGAUUUUGAGAUCUAGAGUUAGGAAUGUAAAUGGAAAGCCAUUUGGUUUCUCAUUUGCUUAUCACACGCACUUGGUGGUUUCAGACAUAAGCGAGGUGAGAAUUGAAGGUCUCGAAACGCUUGACUUUUUAGACAAUCUAUGCCAAAAGGAGCGCUUUACAGAACAAGGAGAUGCCAUAACCUUUGAAUCUGAGGUGGAUCGGGUAUAUGUGAGUACUCCGAAUGUAAUUGCUGUACUUGAUCACGAAAGGAAGCGGACGUAUGUGAUAAGAAAGGAAGGAUUACCUGAUGUUGUGGUUUGGAAUCCAUGGGAGAAGAAGUCAAAAGCAAUGGUGGAUUUUGGCGACGAAGAAUACAAACAGAUGCUUUGCGUUAACGGAGCAGCGUUAGAGAGACCGAUUACCUUGAGGCCGGGUGAGGAAUGGACAGGAAAGCUGCAACUCACUGUCGUUCCUUCGAGUUUCUCUCUUGACUUGUAGAGGAAAUCAAACCGGGCAUGGGCACGGGCACGGACACAAGCAUGGCCAGACUACUUUUAUUGGGUGUAGAAGGGCUGAUGCUGUGUUAAGAAUAAUGUUAUGGUAGUUUUAGAACUGAUCUCUCUGUCAAACAUGGUGAAUUUUCUUUGAUUUUUUUAGUGGAAUUGAUGAAAUUAGGAUGUGGGGUAUCCUGCAAGCAACUUGGGAAGCCAAUGUUUUUAAAGAAUGGCUGCAUAUCCCCAAAACUAUCUUCUUGUUUUUAGAGGAAGAGAAGGGACGCAAAUUUGUUAUUUUCUUCUUAGUAAUCAGAAAAAUUGCCUCUUUUGUACUUAUAAAGUCAUGGUUUUCUGUUUAA